AUGGGAGCUGGAUCCGGUGAUAAGCCGAGCAGAGUCUUCCAGUCCAGGCUUCGGGAGAGAAACGACAUCCUGCCGUCGUCGUCGUCAUCGCCGUCCUGGGACAUGCCGAAGAGCCCGGAGCCCCUGCCGUUCACCGAUGACGACGCCCGGUUGCCGCCGGAGGCUUUGCCAGGCCCCUUCUCGUCGUCCUCGUCCGGGAGCAUGAACUUACACACACCUGGACCAGACCUCAUGAGCGGGGGCACCGCAGCGAGCGGCAGCCUGCGGACAGCCCUCUCCCACUGCGUCCAGCAGGUGCGCAGCUACGACUACCACAACUACCUCUGCCUGCUCCACCUGCCCCCCGCCAUGCGCAAGGCCGCGUUCACCUUCCGGGCCUUCAACGUCGAGACGGCCAAGGCCAUGGACGUCGUGUCCGACCCCCGCAAGGGCCUCAUGCGCCUCCUCUGGUGGAAGGACGUGGUCGACAAGGUCUGCGCCGGCAAGAAGGUCGAGCACCCCGUCGCGCUCGCGCUCUCCUCGGUGCUCUCCGAGCAGAAGGUCAGCAAGCACUGGCUCAAGCGGUCGCUGGAGGCCAGGAUCAACGACGGGAACCGGGAUGAGGACGCCAUCCCUGAGAACGUCCCGGAGCUGGAGAGGUACGCGGAGGACACCCAGUCGACCAUCCUGUACAUGACGCUGCAGGCCGGUGGGAUACAGUCCACUGUUGCUGAUCAUGCCGCGUCACACAUCGGCAAGGCGAGUGGGCUGCUGCUGCUGCUCAAGGCGCUGCCUCACCAUGUGAGCAAGCAGGGGAAGAUACCUUACAUCCCGGCGAGUGUGGCCGAGGAGUGCGGGCUGCUUGCGCGGGAGGGUGGCCGGACGGAGGUCAGGAUGGGCGACGCGCUCCCGGAUGCAGUUUUCAAGGUUGCGUCUGUUGCUGAGGCUCACCUGCAGAAGGCCCGGGAGCUGGCCGCGUCUGUGCCAGCGGAGGCGGUCCCCGUGCUCCUCCCAGCCGUGCCGGCCCAGGUCCUUCUGGACUCCCUGCGGCGCCGCGAAUUCAACGUCUUCGACUCACGCUUGUCCAGUGGAGUCCAUGGCGUAUCUCCUCUGUGGUACCAGCUAAAGCUAAACUGGCACGCGUGGCGAAACAAGUACUGA
This is a messenger RNA of Triticum turgidum subsp. durum (durum wheat), 1140 nucleotides long. Lineage: Eukaryota; Viridiplantae; Streptophyta; Magnoliopsida; Poales; Poaceae. The record is from the annotation of a GenBank genome assembly.